Messenger RNA from Diaporthe citri, 1002 nucleotides. RefSeq lists its product as uncharacterized. NCBI's taxonomy places the organism in Eukaryota, Fungi, Ascomycota, Sordariomycetes, Diaporthales, Diaporthaceae. Bases 1 to 1002 code for a protein of 333 amino acids. The transcript is spliced from 2 exons. Gene Ontology annotation, cellular component: cytoplasm. The record is from RefSeq and is a predicted model, not a curated record. Gene Ontology annotation, molecular function: glutathione transferase activity.
AUGACUGAUAAACCCUACCAGAAGGACGGUCACUUCACCAGGCCUGCAUCCACAUUCCGGAACUUUAUAUCCAAAGCCCCGGGCUCCAAGUACCCGCCAGAAGCAAACCGUUAUGCGUUGUACCUGUCGCCCGGCUGCCCCUGGGCGCACCGCACAAUCAUCGUGCGCAAGCUGAAGGGCCUCGACUCCAUUAUUGACUUGUACCUGCUGAGGAUGCACAUGGGCCCCGAGGGGUGGGUCUUUGGCGGCGAGAACAAUCCCGCGGAGGACCCCCUGCACCCGGGGUUCACCAAGAUCAAGCAGCUGUAUGAGCACGCCGACCCCAACUUCAAGGGCCGCUACACCGUCCCGGUGCUGUGGGACAAGAUGACGGACACCAUGGUGAACAACGAGAGCUCCGAGAUCAUCCGCAUGUUCUACUCCGAGUUCGACGACCUCCUGCCCGAGCACCUGCGCGAGAGCACAAAGGAGAAGCAGGGCGGCGGCAUCUUCCCCGAGAGGCUGAGGGGCGAGAUCGACGAGAUGAACGAGUGGGUGUACAACACCGUCAACAACGGCGUGUACAAGACCGGGUUCGCGACCACCCAGGAGGCGUACGAGGCCAACCUGUACCCCCUGUUUGACUCCCUCGACCGGCUGGAGGGCAUCCUGGCCCAGCACAAGAAGCCGUACCUGUUCGGCGACCACAUCACCGAGGCGGACGUCAGGCUGUAUACCACUCUGGUCAGAUUCGACGUCGCCUACCACAGUGUCUUCAUGUGCAACCGCAAGUCGAUCCGCCACGACUACCCGAAUCUGUACCUGUGGCUGCGCAGGCUGUACUGGGACCGCGACGAGAAGGGCCAGGCCCGGGGCGCCUUCUACGAGACUACGGAGCCGUUCUUGAAGUCCUACGGGCAGGGCUAUGCUGCGGCGCGGAACAAGAUUGUGUUCCAGGACAAGGUGCCUUUGAUUGCCGCUGCUGGGCCGGCGGUUCUGAUCGACCCUUUGCCCAAGGCUUAA